AGCCUCCGGUGGUUGUACGUGAUUUGCGGUCUCUUGAGGUGGUUAAGGGCUCAGAUGUUGUACUACAGUGUGAAGUUACUGGAACGGCACCCUUUAAAAUCACCUGGUAUAAGGAUGCUAAAGAAAUGUGGAGCAGUAAGAGACACACUUUUAAGGAUGAAAAUGGAGCCAUUAGCUUCCACAUUUCAAAAUGCGAUGCUCUAGACGUUGGCGAGUACCAGUGCACUGUUACCAACGAUGUGGGCAGUUGCACUUCCAAGUGUAAGCUCACAACUAAAGAGCCGCCAUCUUUUAUCCAGAAAAUAGAAAACCUUGUCACAGUGGUGGGACACUAUGCAUUGUUUCAGUGUACUGUAACCGGAUCGCCCCCCUUGUCAGUAAGAUGGCAGAAAGACGAAGACUGGCUCUCAGAGGGGGCUAAUACUGAAAUGAAAUUUGAGAACAAUGUGGCAACACUGAAAAUCGGAUACGCUGAAGCCUCUCAUAGCGGAAGGUACACCUGCCAGGCCAUAAACGAGGCAGGAACUGACAAGUGCUUUGCCACAUUAGUAGUGAAAGAACCUGCUGAGAUCACAGAAAAGUUCAAAGCGAUGAGCGUGACAGCAGGUGACCCGAUCAGCCUGGAGUGUACUGUGGUGGGCACUCCUGAAUUGAAAGUGAGGUGGUUUAAGGAUAAUAAAGAACUCUUUCCGAGCAGACAGUAUAAAAUCAGCUUUGUUAACAACGUAGCCAGCUUGAAGAUUCAGUCAGCCCACAAAGAUGACAUGGGCGAGUAUUCCUUUGAAGUUUGCAAUGACAUUGGAAGCAGCACUUGUAAGGCAUAUCUGACCGUUCUAGAGCAAGUAAUUCCUCCAUCGUUCAUCAAAAAGCUUGCCGACGUGCAGCAGGUUUUAGGAUCUUUCGUCCGAAUGGAGUGCAAAAUUUCUGGCUCUCUUCCAAUCCACGUGGACUGGUAUAAGGAUGGCAGCAGCGUAGCUGGCAUCUCAAAGUGCCACACUACCUAUCAAGACAACACCGUGUCCUUGGAGAUUCGCGACAUCGAAGUGGAUGACGCCGGAACUUACACCUGUAAACUGGCCAACACUGCCGGAACUUCCGAUUGCAGUGGUACCUUAAUGGUUAAAGAACCACCAAGCUUUAUAACGAAACCAGAAGACCAACGAGUUCUCCCGGGGGCUGCUGUGCAUUUUAAGAGUACUUUUAAAGGAACGCCCCCCUUUACUGUAAAAUGGUUGAAAGAUGACCGUGAAAUAAUAACCGGACCAACGUGUUUUGUUGGACUUGAAGGGUCGUCGUGCUAUUUAGACCUUUUCUCUGUUGAUGUUUCCGACAGUGGAGUAUACACGUGCCAAGUUAGCAAUGACGCUGGCACAAUCAGCUGUGUGACGCAGUUAUUUGUCAAAGAGCCUCCCACGUUUGUAAAGAAACUUGAGCCCUCCAAAGUGGUGAAAUGCUCCAACGCAGCCCACUUUGAAUGCAAAGUCACCGGGUCUCCGGAAAUCCGAAUUUCUUGGUUCAAAAAGGACACGAAAUUAAGUGAAGACGAAAGGCACAGGAUGUCUUUUGUGGAUUCUGUGGCUGUUCUUGAGAUUGAAAACACCAGCGUUGAAGACAGCGGUGACUACAUCUGUGAAGCGCAGAAUGAGGCCGGGACCCUGAGCUGUAGCACAGCACUUAUAGUCAAAGAGCCCCCUGUGUUCGUCAAAAUCCCAGAACCAGUGGAAGGCAUGAGAGGCAAAGAUUUGAGUCUUGAAUGUGAGCUCUCAGGUUCACCACCCUUUCAGAUCACCUGGUAUAAAGACAAAAGACAGAUCAAGGACAGUAGGAAAUACAAGGUGACACACGAGGGCUACAGUGCCACCCUCCAUAUUUUAAAUUUGGAAGCCUCCGAUAUGGGAGAGUAUGUGUGCACUGCAGCAAACAACGUCGGCAGCGACACCUGCACUGGUGUGGUGAAGCUCAAAGAACCCCCAGUCUUUGUGAAGAAACUGACCAACACGACAACUGUGGUGGGAGACGAGGUCACUCUGACCGCAACAAUAAAAGGCUCACAGCCAAUUAGUGUGUCGUGGGUCAAAGACAAGGAAGACGUGAUCCGAGACAGUGAAAAUACCAACAUAUCAUUUGAAAAUAAUGUUGUCACUCUGAAAAUCAGCAACGCGGAGCCAGUCAAUAGUGGCAAAUAUGUCUGUCAGAUUAAAAACGAUGCAGGAAUGCAAGAGUGCAUGGCCACGUUGUCAGUUCUAGAACCCGCAGCCAUCGUAGAAAAACCAGCCCCUGUGAGUGUGACGGCAGGAGACGCAGCCUCAUUAGAGUGCACGGUUGUUGGCACUCCGGAGCUGAAAGCGAAAUGGUUUAAGGACGGCAAAGAACUUGUCUCUGGCCGAAAGUAUAAGAUCACCCUGGUCAAGAAUGUGGCCGCACUUAAGUUUUUGUCUGCUGAGAAGGGCGACACUGGCGAGUACACGUUUGAGGUCAAGAACGAUGUUGGUGCUAGCAGUUGCACGACAACGGUCACUGUUUUCGAUAAAAUUAUCCCUCCAUCGUUCACAAGAAAAUUAAAAGAGACGCAGGCCAUCUUAGGUGCCUCCGCCCAGAUGGAAUGCAAAGUUUCAGGGUCCACUCCUCUAACAGUCGAAUGGUUCUUUGAUGGCGAUGAGAUCACAGAUGGAGAGAAAUACCAAAUAGCAUACACCGAGAACACAUGUUCUUUGCAAAUUAACAAUCUUGAGGUGUCUGACGCUGGAAAGUAUAAAUGCCAGGCAUCUAACACGGCGGGAGCAGAUGAAUGUGCUGCCACUUUGACAGUCAAAGAGCCCCCCUCUUUUGUGAAGAGGCCAGACGCUCUUGAAGCUCUGCCAGGCUCGAACGUCACAUUUGUUGCCACGGUUAGCGGAACCCCUCCGCUCAAACUGAAAUGGUUUAAAGGCAGCAGCGAGAUAGUAACGGGACGAAACAGUGCCGUUCUCCUGCUAGGCACAACAGCUUCUCUGGAAAUGAUUAACGUUGACUCGUCCCGAUCUGGCGAGUACACGUGCGAAAUCACUAAUGACGCCGGCAAGGAUGUGUGCUCCACAAGUCUCUUUGUGAAAGAGCCAGCAAAAUUCCAGAAGAAACUUAAAGAGUCGAGCGUCGAGGUGGGCAAAUCCCUGUUUCUUGAGUGCACUUAUUCGGGCACCCCUGAAAUUCUAGUCCAAUGGAUGAAGGAUGGCACCGAGAUCAGUGCUUCGGACAAGUUUAUCAUAACCACCACGGAAAACUCCUGCAUUCUGGAGAUCCUGGACUGCCGCAAAGAGGAUGGUGGCAGAUACACUUGUGAGGUGACAAACGAAGCAGGACGGGACACGUGCCAGGCGGGAGUGUCCAUACUUGAGCCCCCGUAUUUUGUGCAGAGCUUACAGCCCAUGGACGUGACAGUAGGAGACUCUGUCUGUCUGAAAUGUCAAGUUGCGGGAACCCCUGACAUCAAGGUGUCCUGGUAUAAAGGAGAUACCAUCCUACGGGCCACUGUGAACUGCAGAAUGGAGUUUAUGAAUAACAUUGCAGCUCUGAAACUGAACAAAGUGUCCAAAAAUGACAUCGGGGAGUUCACAUGCAAAGCUGAAAACCGUAUUGGGGCAGCAUCUACAAGCACCUCCUUGAAUGUGCAAGAUGCCAAAACCCCACCCACCUUCACGCGGAAACUCACGAGCAUGCAAGCCAUUGUGGGUAAUCCCAUUGUGUUUGAGUGUCAGAUUUCUGGGACAUCCCCGAUUGAGGUUUCUUGGUAUAAGGAUGGGAAAUCUUUAAAGGGACAAGCCGAUUUCAUCACAUCGUUUGCAGAUAACACUGCAGUUUUAGAAAUUGCUUGCACCGAUAAGUCGCAUUCUGGUGAAUACACCUGUGAAGCUUCCAAUGCUAUCGGAAGUGCUUCUUGUCGAGCCAAGCUCGGACUUCAAGAGCCCAAGUUUGCUCCCGUCUUUGACAGAAAGCUCUCUCCGGUGGAGGUGGCCGUGGGAGACGUGAUUGAACUUACCUGUCAUGUGACUGGCACGGCACCGAUGAAAGUCACAUGGUCAAAGGACAACAAAGACAUCCGAACAGGAGGAAAUUACAGAAUCGGAUUAGCUGAUGACGCCCCCAAGCUGAUUAUUCUUAAGGCCGAUAAAGGAGAUUCGGGCCAAUACACAUGUCAUGCUAGCAACGAUAAGGGGAAGGACUCUUGUACGGCCCAGGUGGUGGUCAAAGAGCGCAAAGUUCCUCCUACCUUCACUAAAAAGCCAACUGAAUCGGUUGAAGAGACCGAGGGCAAGCCCUUGAAGCUUGAAGGACGUGUGGCAGGUUCCCAGCCAAUUCUUGUGAAAUGGUUCAAAGACGACCAGGAAAUUGACUUUUCAGACAAAUACGACAUGUCAUUCAGAAAUAACGUGGUCCUUCUGCACCUUAAGAAGGCCAGCUGUGCUGAUACGGGCUCUUACACGUGCACGGUGUCCAAUGAGGCUGGGACUGCCUCCUGCAACGUAUCUGUGCUCAUCUCAGAGCAAAAAAGGGCUCCAUCAUGUGAUUCGCCAUUGCAACCAACGACCCUCGCAGAAGGGGACGUCUUGCACCUGACGUGUCAUUUCCAGGGAUCAGAUCCCAUGAAGGUGCAGUGGCUUAAGGACAGAAAAGAGGUGAAGUCUUCAAACAAAUGUAGGAUGACGUUUGAAAACCACACGGCUACUCUGGAGAUCUCUGAGGUGACUAAAGCAGAUUCAGGGGACUACUUGUGCAAAGCCACCAAUGAUGUUGGAAGUGAUUCCAGCAAGGCCAAAAUAACAAUCAAAGAAAAGUCUGCUGCAGCACCAUCAGCACCUGGAGCUCCAGCUGCCACUAAGCCGACUAAGUUGGACAACUUGUUCUUCAUUGAGGAACCCAAGAGUGUCAAAGUCACUGAAAAGGGCACAGCAACUUUCUUUGCCAAAGUUGGAGGUGACCCAAUACCCAAUGUCAAGUGGAUGAAGGGCAAAUGGAGACAGAUUAACCACGGUGGACGAAUUGUCGUGGAACAGAAAGGACAAGAAGCAAAACUAGAAAUAAGGGAAGUGACCCGAACAGACUCUGGUCAAUACAGAUGUGUCGCCACAAACAAGCAUGGUGAAAUUGAAUGUACCACCAACCUUGAAGUCGAGGGAAAGAAAGAGGUUGUCAUUGAAGGAGACCUGAGGUCCAAACUGAAAAAGGUGCCUUCUAAGCAAAAGGAACCAGAAGAAGAUAAGCAAAUUGAUAUUGUUGAACUUCUGAAGAACGUGGACCCCAAAGAGUAUGAGAAAUAUGCACGAAUGUAUGGAAUCACAGAUUACCGUGGCCUUCUCCAAGCAAUCGAGUUUAUUAAGAAGAUGAAAGCUGAAGAAACUCACCGAUUUGGAGCUGAAUAUGAAGGCCGACGCCCUGAAGAGGAAAAGGAUUUCGAUGAUCUAGUCUCAUUCUUGCAGCAGCGAAUGACCCAGACUGAGCCUGUCACCUUGAUCAAGGACGUCGAGGAUCAGACUGUAAUGAAAAAGAAAGAUGCACAAUUCGAAUGUGAGAUUAAGAUCAACUAUCCAGAGAUUCAGCUGUCAUGGUACAAAGGAACUGAGAAACUGGAGCCCAGCGACAAGUAUGAUAUCCGCAUUGAAGAGGACAGGCAUCUGCUGAGAAUUUCCAACUGUCAGCCAGAGGAUCAGGGCAACUAUAGAGUGGUUUGUGGUCCUCACAUUUCAGGUGCUAAGUUGAUUGUCAUAGAACCCAUAGUGGAACGCCACCUGCAGACCAUUUCUGGUAAGGAAGGCCACACGUGCGUUUUGACUUGCCAGUUUUCUGUGCCUAACCUAAAAACUCAGUGGUUCAAAAAUGGAAAACUGAUAGAGCCAGAUGGAAGAUACUCAAUCGAGGUGGCUGGUAAAAUACAGAAACUGUCAAUCAAGGACCUAAAACCAGAAGACCAAGGAAGGUUCAGCUGCAGAUAUGAGAACCUUGAAACCUCUGCUGAUCUUUUGGUUGAAGCUCAGAAAAUCAAGUUCACGAAGACCAUUCAAGAUAUUGUCGUCAACGAGAAUCAAACAGCCACCUUCGAGUGUGAGGUUUCCUUUGAUGGCGCUAUUGUUUCCUGGUAUAAGGACAACUUUGAGCUCCAGGAAAGUUACAAGUACAGCUUCCGAACUGAAGGCCGACGCCACUUUAUGACCAUCAACAAUGUCACUGCUGAGGAUGAAGGUGAUUAUUAUUGCAAUCUGUGUACCUGUUAAAAAUCGGCCAAUCUCAGGCAUUCUUCUUUUCACUUAGAUUCAUUUUUAUUAUUCUUUUGUUGAGAAUAUUCCUACAACUUUAUUUUUAAGGAAC
This is a messenger RNA of Polypterus senegalus (gray bichir), 6339 nucleotides long. RefSeq names its product titin-like. The annotation marks the transcript as partial. The record is from RefSeq and is a predicted model, not a curated record. Gene Ontology annotation, biological process: synapse organization; homophilic cell-cell adhesion. Gene Ontology annotation, molecular function: axon guidance receptor activity. Lineage: Eukaryota; Metazoa; Chordata; Cladistia; Polypteriformes; Polypteridae. The transcript has 24 exons. Gene Ontology annotation, cellular component: plasma membrane; neuronal cell body; axon.